AUAAGAGCCUCGAAUGCGUCAUCUGGCCUAGAGGCGUGAUGGAUGUGAGCGGAGGAUUGGAGAAUUUGCCCGUGACUGUUUGGCCGCGGCAUGAGGAACCUCCAGGAUUCCAGUAUAGUCCAGAUCAUGUGGCUGCUGCAGAAUGUGGACCAGACCCCUCUGAAAUCUCCUUUUCGGGAUGCAGCUGCCAGUCUGCUUCCUGCCUGGCUUCCACAUGUCCAUGUCUUCCUUAUGCAGAAAACUAUAAGAAUUCAUGCAUCAACUAUGAAGGAAAUGAACUAGAGUAUUCAAAGCCUGUUUUUGAAUGCAACAUUAUGUGCCAAUGUGGAGAGUCAUGUCAGAACAGGGUGGUUCAAAAGGGCUUACAAUUCAGAUUGGAAGUCUUUAAGACAGCCAAGAAAGGAUGGGGUCUUCGCAGUCUCGAUUUCAUACCCAAAGGCAAAUUUGUGUGUGAAUAUGCUGGGGAAAUCCUAGAUCGCAGAGAAGCUUGUCGAAGGGUACAGCUACAGUCACCAAGUGAUUCAAAUUACAUAAUAGCAAUAAGAGAGCACUUGCAUGAUGGACAAAUCAUGGAGACGUUUGUUGAUCCCACAUACACAGGUAGUGUUGGUCGGUUCUUGAACCACUCCUGUGAGCCAAACCUCAUUAUGGUCCCUGUCCGAAUAAACUCAAUGGUGCCAAAGCUGGCACUUUUUGCCGAUCAGGAUAUCCGUGCAGAAGAAGAACUUUCAUACGAUUAUUCUGGAAGACACCACAAUUACUUCCCAGAUUUGCAAAGAGAUCAGGAGAAGCUACAAGAAGAGGAAAUGAAGAAAAAGCCCUGUUAUUGUGAUGCCAAGACAUGCACAGGUUUCUUGCCAUAUGAUGGUUCUUUAUUCUGUGAACAAGACACCACAAGUUGCACCAAAGAAACACUGUGAGAACCCAGGUCAUGGUGGCUUCUAGUUUCAUUCCCAAAACACUUACGCUGUGAUUCAGCAAGGGACAGCAACAUGUGGAAGUAACCUUCCACACAGGUAGCUGAAAGCACCUCAGGUACAGAUCACCAUCCACAGUGCAAUGCUCAUCCUGUUGAACUGGGCAAAUGAGCUUUGUCAUGUGCAUGUAGACACCAGUUAUGUGUAGCUGGUUGCUAGGUCAGGGACUUUGUACGCGGUAAUCUUUGUUUUAAUGGAAUGUCAAAAGAUGUUAUGCCAGCAUAUAUGUCUUACAGUCUUCAUACUCUGAUCCUAAACUCGUCUUCCAGGAAGCAAAGCCAGGUGUCACUGAAACUUAUCUUUAUGUGAACAGAGAUAGCAUCACAGGCAUAGAAACAAGAUUUCUGGCUGUGACUGUACUGAAAUACAUGACUUUAAAUUCUGGUAAAGAAAGGAAGAGUAAAUUAGACAGAUUGCCAAAUUAGCGCCUUAUGACCACUUCUCCUCAGCAGAGUGAUUGAUCUAAGAAUAGUUGUUUCAGAAUAUAUUAUCUAUGUAUGUAAUCAACAACUGCCAUCCUGUGCAUCCUUUUGUGAAAAUACAUUGCUCUCCCUCUCCUUUCUGAAAUACAUCCAACGCCACUGAAGUUUCUAUUUUCUGAUCCAUAGGUCAUUUGAAGCAGAGUUCUUUCUUUGGCAGCCAUUUUUCUAACUUUUCUGAACAGCUGGAUAAGAGUGUAUGAAGAUAACCCCAUCCUACAGACUGUCAUCAGCACUGUUACUAUCUCCUCCCCAACUCCAUCCCCCUAUACCUCUUCUGUGCUGGUCCCUGGCUUAAUUGGAUGACCUCAAAUGUUGAGAAUCAAUGCCUGAACUCUGCACAUCAGAUCACUGAACACAUUAAACAUCUAGGAGUUUAAUGAACACAAACCCAAGGGUAAUAAACAGUGCAGUCCUAGGCAGAUUUGAAUCCUCCUAAAUCCAGUAACUUCAGUGGCCUUAAGAAGGGUACAGCUCUGCCUAGGAUGGCAGUGUAAGACUGUUACUGCUGCAUGGUUGCUUGGUGGGAGUAUGAUUUUUGCAGGGAGAGAUCAGUUUUGUCUCUGUCUGGAGGACUGAGUUUGUAAGGCUUGGGAAAUCUUGCUUAUGAGAAAAUGGUUGUUAACUGACUGAAGGUUAGAAGCCAGGGGAAACGAGACUUUCUUUACAUUUUUACAAUCACUACAGCCUUUGCUGCUAUAAAUAGAAAGCAUCUCUCCUACCUCUGGUACUCAUUUUGUUUUGUCCAUGAAAAGAUUUGUGUGAUUGGUGGGGGUGGGGAAAGGGCACUGAAUUUUAAAUAAUGUCUUGAUCCAAUUAGCCUAACUUUUUGGUAUAGAUCUCUUGUAUAAAUAAACCAUUGAAUUUGAACAUAGCAUAAA
Messenger RNA from Heteronotia binoei (common prickly gecko), 2337 nucleotides. RefSeq names its product histone-lysine N-methyltransferase SETMAR. Bases 39 to 920 code for a protein of 293 amino acids. Gene Ontology annotation, molecular function: protein binding; zinc ion binding; histone methyltransferase activity. The record is from RefSeq and is a predicted model, not a curated record. Gene Ontology annotation, cellular component: nucleus. Lineage: Eukaryota; Metazoa; Chordata; Lepidosauria; Squamata; Gekkonidae. The transcript has 2 exons.